UUUCCCCCCCCUUUUUUUUGGGGGGGGGGAUAGUGGUGGUGGAGGAAUUUUUUAAAAGUGGGAAAUGCCCGGAUGAGAAGUGACGGAGUGUCAGGAUCGAUGGAGAAAGGGUAGACUGCACACUCCUCUUCCCCCCCCCCCCAAUCAAAAGGUUAUAUGGGAUAUUUUCUUAACUGGCUAACACUUAGGAAAGAUUAACAUCAUCCUCGUUUGGGUUCUCCACCGAGAUAUUUAUGGGAGUUUUUGGCUUCCACUCCCACCAGUGACCAAAGACUUGACCACUUUACAAAGUCCAAAUCCCCAGAACACUGCUCGACAUGGACACCGGUGUGAUUGAAGGUGGAUUAAAUGUCACUCUCACCAUCCGGCUACUUAUGCAUGGAAAGGAAGUUGGAAGCAUUAUUGGAAAGAAAGGAGAAUCGGUCAAGAAGAUGCGUGAAGAGAGUGGUGCGCGUAUCAACAUCUCAGAAGGGAAUUGUCCUGAGAGAAUAAUUACUCUGGCUGGACCCACCAAUGCCAUCUUUAAGGCCUUUGCUAUGAUCAUUGACAAACUGGAAGAGGACAUCAGCAGCUCUAUGACCAAUAGUACAGCUGCCAGUAGACCCCCAGUCACCCUGAGGCUUGUGGUCCCUGCUAGCCAGUGUGGCUCUCUCAUUGGAAAAGGAGGAUGCAAGAUCAAGGAAAUAAGAGAGAGUACAGGGGCUCAGGUCCAGGUGGCAGGGGAUAUGCUACCAAACUCAACUGAGCGGGCCAUCACUAUUGCUGGCAUCCCGCAGUCUAUCAUUGAGUGUGUCAAACAGAUCUGCGUGGUCAUGUUGGAGACUCUCUCCCAGUCUCCCCCGAAGGGCGUGACCAUCCCGUACCGGCCCAAGCCGUCCAGCUCUCCAGUCAUCUUUGCAGGUGGUCAGGACAGGUACAGCACAGGCAGCGACAGUGCGAGCUUUCCCCACACCACCCCGUCCAUGUGCCUCAACCCUGACCUGGAGGGACCACCUCUAGAGGCCUAUACCAUUCAAGGACAGUAUGCCAUUCCACAGCCAGAUUUGACCAAGCUGCACCAGUUGGCAAUGCAACAGUCUCACUUUCCCAUGACGCAUGGCAACACCGGAUUCAGUGGCAUUGAAUCCAGCUCUCCAGAGGUGAAAGGCUAUUGGGCAGGUUUGGAUGCAUCUGCUCAGACUACUUCUCAUGAACUCACCAUUCCAAAUGACUUAAUUGGCUGCAUAAUCGGGCGUCAAGGCGCCAAAAUCAAUGAGAUUCGUCAGAUGUCUGGGGCUCAGAUCAAAAUUGCCAAUCCAGUGGAAGGAUCUACUGAUAGGCAGGUUACCAUCACUGGAUCUGCUGCCAGCAUUAGCCUGGCCCAGUAUCUAAUCAAUGUCAGUUUAGAAAACGCUAAACCCUCCUCCCAGGCAGCCUCCGUCACGAUCCCUGAUCACCUCAGCAUCAACCUCUCUCAACCCUCCACCCCUUCUUCUUCUUCUUCCUCCUCCACCACCACCCCCUCGCUCGCCACAGCGGGGACCUCCGACGCACCCUCCAGCCUCCCCAACCCUCUUCCGACCGCCCCUUGUGUCUCCAGUCUGCUUGGCAUGAAACCCAUCCCUCUCCUGGCUCUAAAUGUUGUGUCUGCUGCUAAGGGUCCUGGGGCUUCGGCUGCCACCACCACCACCUCUGCCGUGCCAUGCGUAACUAACAAACUGAAAGCUGAGAAACAGAGAUUUUCUCCCUACUGAUGGCAGAUUUCUGGGGCAUCCCUUCAAAAGUGUUUCUGGGCUUUAUUUUUUUUUCCUUUGUGUUAACAUUGGUGAAAACCAAAUAAUUGUGAGCUUGUGACCUUCCUUGGUGCUUUUGUGGGGGAAGGGGGUGGGGGGAGAUCCUUGCUUAGGUCCAGGCAGUUGAGCUGAGUGUUUGCCUGUUUCAGAGUCUGUGAUUUGUUGAAUUCCUUAUCUAGAGCCGUAGCUGUUGCUUCUUCCCUUCUCCUUCCCCUCCCCCAACUCUUCUCUCCCUCUCUCCUUCCCUUUUUCUCCCCUCUUCUGUAGCUUUUUUUGCCUUGCAAUAUGACAAUGUGUUAGGGUCUGUGUUUAAUGAAUAAAGGCUACUCCGUUAAACUUUU
Messenger RNA from Sarcophilus harrisii (Tasmanian devil), 2113 nucleotides. RefSeq names its product poly(rC) binding protein 2 (gene PCBP2). Gene Ontology annotation, molecular function: single-stranded DNA binding; mRNA binding. Gene Ontology annotation, biological process: regulation of RNA metabolic process; regulation of gene expression. The record is from RefSeq and is a predicted model, not a curated record. Gene Ontology annotation, cellular component: nucleus; cytoplasm; nucleoplasm. Lineage: Eukaryota; Metazoa; Chordata; Mammalia; Dasyuromorphia; Dasyuridae. The coding region runs from base 318 to 1733 and encodes 471 amino acids. The transcript is spliced from 15 exons.